AGAACUGAGUUUACAGGAAACACAUCAAGUUUGACAAUUACCAAUAUUGUGCGAGAAGAUGAAGGCCAGUAUAAAUGUGUGGCCAGUAACACUGUGAAUAUGACUACUUCAUCUCCAGGAAACCUGACAGUCCUCUCGGUGCCUGACCCACCUAAUGAUGUCAAAGUGGUCACAAAAGGCUCACGGAUGGCAAAUAUCUCCUGGACGGCUGCUUUCAAUGGAAACAGUGCCAUUCAGAACUACACAGUGGAGAUCAGGGAAGUUACAGAAAACUUUAGAGACGUUUACUGUCAAGGAACAGUCUCAAUUGGUACCUGUGUAGUGUCCAGCUCCUCCACAACUGCUUCUCUUACAGGCCUUUUGCCUUUUAGAAAGUACUUCGCUAGAGUGUUUGCAACAAAUGCAGUUGGCAGAAGCAAUAGCAGCUCUAUUGUGACUGUUACUACAAAUGAAGAAGAACCCAGUGACUCGCCAAAAAGUGUCCAAGCUAUUGUUAAAAAUUCCACAAGCGUCUCUGUGAGCUGGGCUGCUGUCGCUAAGCAACAUCGUAAUGGAAUUAUCAAAGGAUACAAAGUAAUUUAUCAAGCGUUACCAGAUGGGGACAACGUCACAAGUUUCAGCAACAUCUCUUUUGAGGAUCAAGAAAAGGAAGACGAUGUAACUUUAGGUGAUCUGAUCAAGUUCACAAACUACAGCAUCAGAGUGUUAGCAUUCACUGUUGUUGGAGAUGGUCCAUCAAGUGAAGUCAAAAUCGUUCAAACACAACAAGACGAACCUACUGCUCCCCCUUCCAAUGUGGAAGGACAAAGUCUCAGCUCCAAAAGCAUCUCAGUUACAUGGGAUGAAGUUCCACAAGCUGACCAGAAUGGUAUCAUCACGAGUUACAAUAUUAGCUAUCACUCACUGAUGGAGAAUCACAGGAACAGUACAGCAGUGGAUUAUCCAGGUCGUCAAGUAAAUCUAACUGGUCUCAAGGAGUUUGUCAACUACAGCAUCACAGUAUUUGCAUCGACGAAAAUUGAAGACGGACCAGCCAGUGAUCCUGUUUAUGUCAAAACGGCUGAGGACAAACCUUCUGCUGCUCCUUUAAAUGUGAGAGGACAUAACACCAGCUCAACCAGUAUCUUAGUAGAGUGGGACGAUGUUCCAGCUUUUGAUCAGAAUGGUAUCAUCACGCGUUACACCAUUUUUUACCGCUCACAAACAGAGGGUGACAACGGAAGUGCUCAAGCAGGCCCCGAUAACCGUCAAAAGGAAUUAACAGAUCUUAGAAAGUAUGUCAAUUACAACAUCACAAUACGUGCGUCGACUUCGAAAGGCGAUGGACCAGACAGUAGCCCUGCUAUUGUUGUUAGAAGAGACCAGGAUAAACCUACUGCUGCUCCUUCAAAUGUUAGAGGACGUAACACAAGCUCAACCAGUAUCUUAGUAGAGUGGGAUGAUGUUCCAGCUUUUGAACAGAAUGGUAUAAUCACGGGUUACACCAUUUUUUACCGCUCACAAACAGAGGGUCACGACGGAAGUGCUCAGGCUGGCCCCGAUAACCGUCAAAAGAAAUUAACAGAUCUUAGAAAGUAUGUCAAUUACAACAUCACAAUACGUGCGUCGACUUCGAAAGGCGAUGGACCAGAGAGUAGCCCUGCUAUUGUUGUUAGAACAGACCAGGAUAAACCUACUGCUGCUCCUUCAAAUGUUAGAGGACGUAACACAAGUUCAACCAGCAUCUUAGUAGAGUGGGAUGAUGUUCCAGCUUUUGAACAGAAUGGUAUCAUCACGGGUUACACCAUUAUUUACCGCUCACAAACAGAGGGUGACAACGGAAGUGAUCAGGCUGGCCCCGAUAACCGUCAAAAGGAAUUAACAGAUCUUAGAGAGUAUGUCAAUUACAACAUCACAAUACGUGCGUCGACUUCGAAAGGCGAUGGACCAGAGAGUAGCCCUGCUAUUGUUGCUAGAACAGACCAGGAUAAACCUUCUGCUGCUCCUUUAAAUGUGAGAGGACAUAACACCAGCUCAACCAGCAUCUUGGUAGAGUGGGGUAAAGUUCCAGCAUUUGAUCAGAAUGGUACUGUCACAGGUUACAUCAUUACUUACCGAUCACAAACAGAGGGUCACGCUGGAAGUGCUAUAGCUAGCGCCAAUGAUAUUCAAAAGGAAUUAACAGGUCUUAGAGAGUACGUCGAUUACAAUAUCACAGUACUUGCGUCGACUUCGAAAGGUGGUGGACCAGAAAGUAUCCCAAUUGUUGUUAGAACAGACCAGGAUAAGCCCUUUGCUGCCCCUUCCAAUAUACGAGGACGUAACACCAGCUCAACUAGCAUCUUGGUAGAGUGGGGAGAGGUUCCAUCAGCUGAUCAGAAUGGUGUCAUCUUAACUUACACUAUUAGUUAUCAAUCACUGACACAGAAUGACAAUGACAAUAAAAUAGUGAAUUAUUCAAAGAAACAAGUAGAACUGACAGGCUUAAAGAAGUUCGUUAACUACAGCAUCACUCUGUUUGCAUCUACGGUGAAAGGAAAUGGAUAUCCUAGUGAUCCUAUUUUUGUUACCACUGACCAGGAUAAACCUACUGCUGCACCUUUAAAUGUGACAGGACAUAACACCAGCUCAACCAGUAUCUUAGUCAAGUGGGAUGAUGUUUCAGCUUUUGAUCAGAAUGGUAUUAUCACGGGUUAUAACAUAACUUACAGCUCACGAACUGAGGGUCACAAUGGAUUUGCUUCAACUGGUCCCACUGACCGUCAAAAUGAAUUAACAGGUCUUAGAGAGUACGUCAUUUACGACAUCAGAAUACUUGCGUCGACUUCGAAAGGCGAUGGACCAAACAGUAGCCCAAUUGUUGUUAGAACAGACCAGGAUAAGCCCUUUGCUGCCCCUUCUCAUAUACGAGGACGUAACACCAGCUCAACUAGCAUCUUAGUAGAGUGGGGAGAGGUUCCAUCAGCUGAUCAGAAUGGUGUCAUCUUAACUUACACUAUUAGUUAUCAAUCACUGACACAGAAUGACAAUGACAAUAAAAUAGUGAAUUAUUCAAAGAAACAAGUAGAACUGACAGGCUUAAAGAAGUUCGUUAACUACAGCAUCACUCUGUUUGCAUCUACGGUGAAAGGAAAUGGAGAUCAUAGUGAUCCUAUUUUUGUUACCACUGACCAGGAUAAACCUACUGCUGCACCUUUAAAUGUGACAGGACAUAACACCAGCUCAACCAGUAUCUUAGUCAAGUGGGAUGAUGUUUCAGCUUUUGAUCAGAAUGGUAUUAUCACGGGUUAUAACAUAACUUACAGCUCACGAACUGAGGGUCACAAUGGAUUUGCUUCAACUGGUCCCACUGACCGUCAAAAUGAAUUAACAGGUCUUAGAGAGUACGUCAUUUACGACAUCAGAAUACUUGCGUCGACUUCGAAAGGCGAUGGACCAAACAGUAGCCCAAUUGUUGUUAGAACAGACCAGGAUAAACCUACUGCUGCUCCUUCAAAUGUUAGAGGACGUAACACAAGCUCAACCAGCAUCUUAGUAGAGUGGGAUGAUGUUCCAGCUUUUGAACAGAAUGGUAUCAUCACGAAUUACACCAUUUUUUACCGCUCACAAACAGAGGGUCACAACGGAAGUGCUCAGGCUGGCCCCGAUAACCGUCAAAAGGAAUUAACAGAUCUUAGAAAGUAUGUCAAUUACAACAUCACAAUACGUGCGUCGACUUCGAAAGGCGAUGGACCAGACAGUAGCCCUGCUAUUGUUGUUAGAACAGACCAGGAUAAACCCAGCGGUGCACCUCAGAAUUUAAGUCUUGUCAAUACGACUUCAACAAGUAUAUUAGUCCUGUGGGAUGAGGUUUUGUCUGCUGAACAGAAUGGAAUUAUUGUCAGUUACAACGUCAGCUAUCGGGCAAUCCUUGAAAAUGGAUCUGUUGGGGCUAUCAUGUAUGAGUUAGUUGAUGCUCCUAAAAUGUACGUGAGCCUGACCGGUCUAACAAAGGAUAUGCAUUACAGUAUCAGCGUGUUGGCAUCCACAAUCAAAGGUGACGGGAUUUACAGCAACCCAUAGACCUUUAGAACAAACGAAGACAGGCCUAGUGGUCCUCCGCAGAUGGUACAAGGUCAGUUCACCAGUUCAACCAGCAUCGAAGUUACAUGGAAUGAUGUGCGAGAAGACCAGCAACAUGGUGACAUCAUUGGCUAUACUGUCAAGUUCAAAAAGGUAAUGGAUGUGAAUGCUCCUUACAAAGAAACCGAAGUUACCUCAAAAUCUGCUGAAUUGAAGAAACUUGAAAAGUA
Molecule: messenger RNA, 4271 nt
Organism: Stylophora pistillata
Lineage: Eukaryota; Metazoa; Cnidaria; Anthozoa; Scleractinia; Pocilloporidae
Product: protein sidekick-2-like
Biological process (GO): protein phosphorylation; cell-cell adhesion
Molecular function (GO): protein binding; ATP binding; protein tyrosine kinase activity
Source: RefSeq, a predicted model, not a curated record